AUGCUGUAUAUAAUAAUCAUUCCUGAUUAUCUAUCUAUCUAUCUAUCUAUCUAUCUAUCUAUCUAUCUAUCCCUGAAGUUAACAAGUGAAAUCCAAACAUCUAUCUAUCUAUCUAUCUAUCUAUCUAUCUAUCUAUAUGUUUAUUCUUUAUAUCUAUCUAUCUAUCUAUCUAUCUAUCUAUCUAUCUAUCUAUCUAUCUAUCUAUCUAUCUAUCGUUGUCUAUCUAUUUAUCUAUAUGUUUAUUCUUUAUAUCUAUCUAUCUAUCUAUCUAUCUAUCUAUCUAUCUAUCUAUCGUUGUCUAUCUAUUUAUCUAUAUGUUUAUUCUUUAUAUCUAUCUAUCUAUCUAUCUAUCUGUCUGUCUGUCUAUCUAUCUAUGUAUCUGUCUAUCUCAAUCUCUCUCGCUCUCUGUCUAUUUAUCUAUCUAUUUUUCCAUCUAUCUAUCUAUCUAUCUAUCUAUCUAUCUAUCUAUCUAUCUAUCUAUCUAUCUAUCUAACAGCCCGAUUUGUUUAUAUUGUAGUUGUUUCCCGUUCAUAUCUAUCUAUCUAUCUAUCUAUCUAUCUAUCUAUCUAUAUACAAACACAGGGAAAUAAGCUUGGGUUGCCGAAUAGUCCUCAGUCGGACCAAACGAAGGGCCAAUUUAACCCAACGUUCAACACUCUUGUCACAUCCAUUCUCAAGUUUAUUUAA
Molecule: messenger RNA, 687 nt
Organism: Acanthosepion pharaonis
Lineage: Eukaryota; Metazoa; Mollusca; Cephalopoda; Sepiida; Sepiidae
Source: the annotation of a GenBank genome assembly